Drosophila rhopaloa is the source of this 4529-nucleotide messenger RNA. RefSeq names its product myb-like protein I. The transcript is spliced from 5 exons. Gene Ontology annotation, biological process: regulation of transcription by RNA polymerase II. The coding region runs from base 611 to 3505 and encodes 964 amino acids. The record is from RefSeq and is a predicted model, not a curated record. Gene Ontology annotation, cellular component: nucleus. Gene Ontology annotation, molecular function: protein binding. NCBI's taxonomy places the organism in Eukaryota, Metazoa, Arthropoda, Insecta, Diptera, Drosophilidae.
GUUUCACUGCGCGCUGCCGCACAGACGUCUACCGCGUUUCGAGGCAGACGUUACGUUCCAACGUUCGGCGCGCAAGAAUCGCCAGCCAGCCCGUAGAAAGUCGCGCCUGCGCAGAAACCACAAAUAAAAAAAAAAAAACAGAUAGAAAAAAAAAAGAGAAAUAAAAACAAGAUCAUAACAAAAGUGUGGAAAACCGAGUGCAGCAAAUAUCCAGCCCACAGCAUCAUGCUGCCCAAGUGCAAUCAAAAUGUUGUCUUCUUUUGACUCUGCGGUUGGAAUUUGAGUUUCUCCCCCCUUCCGUUUUUCGAAGACCACGAAUCCGUUUUUAUUAACUGCCUUGUGUUCUCUGCAUAUCAAAACGCAAAAGUGAAAGUGAAUUUUCGGUGUUUCGGUGCGUGAGUGCCUCUUGAAUGACAAAUAUUGAUAUGGUACAAUGAAAACCAGGCAAUUCCAGCCAACCAAAUAAGCAUCGAGAGAAACUAUAAAAGAAAUACAUUUAUUUUUGUGCCCAUUGGAUUACGGAAAGUUGGCGACCAGCUCAAGGAUACCCUGUGGUAUUGGAAUACACCCAGCACACAGCGCUAUUAUCAACAGACUAUUCUAUUUGGAUAUGGCUGCCAACGAGAUUAUGACACCCACAGUCAAUGCGAAUUGUCAAUACUCGACCAGAUAUUGUUGGGAGGCGGAAAAAGUCAAAUCUUUGAUCAGAUUGCGGGCGGAACUAUCGCCUCUGUUCACGGGCAAGCGAAAUGCCUCCAAAUAUGCCUGGGCCGUGGUGGAGCGGGAACUCAAUGUGCCGCUGCCGCUGUCGAAGAUCAUCAAGAAGUGGAACAAUCUGCUGCAGGAGUACAAGGCCAUCAAGAUGUCCGAGGAGCCCAAGCGGCGAGAAUGGCCCUUCUUCACCCUGAUGGACGUGUACUUCAGCGACCAGGUGAACGAUCCCUCGCUGCGUCUCUUCUCGUCCACGAAGACCCUGAAGGAGACCCUGGAUGACAGCGUGUUCGAGGACGAUCCAAUCAUAGCCUCGGCCAUUGCGGCGGCCACCAGUGGAGCCUACAUGGACAUUGACGAGCUGAUCCGGCGGCAGAAGGAGCGGGCCGCCCUGGCCGCCGAGCGGAAGUUGGCCGCCGCCGCCAGCGGAGCCAGCGGCGACUACAAGUUCGAGCUGAAGCCCAUGCUCUCGAACAGCAAGUUCAACAGCAACAGCGACAUGGCCAAGCUGUCCAAGAGCGUCGACGAUCUCUCCAUGCAGCAGUACAAGCUGAAGCAGGAGCUGAUGCGCCAGCGGGAGCAGGAGCAGCAGGAGAACAUGGUCAAGAUCAAGCAGCAUGCGCGCCAGCAGCAACAGCAGCAGCAGCAGCAACAUCAGCAGCAGCAGCAACACCACCAGGCCCAGCAGCAGCGAUUCCUGGGCCACCAGCCGGCCCUAUCGCCGCAUCCACACCGCCUGUCGUCCUCGUCGACGCCGCCGGCUUUGCAGCACGCCCUGCAGCAGCAGCAGCAGCACAUGUUGCAGCAGCAACACCUGCAGCAACAGCUGCAACAGCAGCAGCAGCAACACCAGCAGCAGCAGCAGCACCUGCAGCACCACCAGCUCGCACAUCCCCACCAGCCGCCCACUCCGCGCCCCAGUUCGCCGCCCACCACGGCGCAGCAGAUCCAUAUCACGGCCACCCAGCACCAGGCCGCCCAGCAGCAGCUCCACCAGCAGCAGCAGCAGCCCCACAAGCAACAGCAAUCCUACACAGAUCCCAACACCAUCGACCAGUACCUGCUGUCGUGGAACAACUUCCAUGGGAACAUGUGCCGCGGCUUCCACUCCCUGCAGAAGGACGAGAAGAUGGUGGAUGUGACCAUCGCCGCCGGCGGAAAGAUAUUCAAGGCCCACAAACUGGUCUUGUCCGUCUGCAGUCCCUACUUCCAGCAGAUCUUCCUGGAGAACCCAUCGAGUCACCCCAUCCUGCUGAUGGCCGACGUGGAGGCCAGUCACAUGGCCGGCCUGCUGGACUUCAUGUACAGUGGCCAGGUGAACGUCAAGUACGAGGAUCUGCCCGUCUUCCUGAAGGUCGCCGAGGCCAUGAAAAUCAAGGGGCUGCACACAGAGAAGAACCUGGACAGCGAUGCCAGCGACAUCAGUUCGCCGCACGAGAGCGACGGCACCGAGUGCCGUUACGAGCGCGGCACGCACAGUGUGAACAUCACGAGCGGACAUGCCGCCGGCUACGGCGGAGUACCGCCCCCGCAGCAACCGUCCCCGUCGCCCUCGCUCAACAACGGACCCAACCGCUGCCCCACGCCCCUCUCCAGUGGAGGCGGUGGCUCCGGCGGCAAUCCCAACUACGCCGGCUUCCGGGAGCACAUCAAGUCGAAGGCCACGCUGGCCGAGACCUUUAUGAAGAAUCUCAAUAGGAACAACAACAACAACAACAGCAGCAGCAACAACAACUACAAUCACUUGGGCGGCAGCAAUGGCAGUCUGAAUCUGACGGAGGCGGAGAGCAACUCCUUUGCGAUCCUGCAGGCGAACAGCAAGAAGAUGCUGGACUCGGCCAGGAAACAGCACAAGUAUCUGGCCAAGCGCAAGAUCCUGAUGCACUACAACACCGAACUGGGUGGCGAGAAGCGGCUGAAGGAGAUGGACCGGGAUCGGUAUCCGAGUGCCGAGCAGCAUGAUGACGCCUUGAACAACAACCAUAGCCACGCCCAGGACAACAUUAUGGAGCCGAUUAUCACGACAAUUGUGCCACAGACGCCGCCACCAUCCACGCACAACAACAACUUCAAGAUCCGCCUGGUGGAGAGCCAUCACCUGACCAACAACAGCCAGAAUCAGAAUCAGAACCAGAGCAACAACAACAGCAACAGUAGUCCGCAUUCGGGAAGCAACAAUUGCCACAAUGACAACGAUGAGGAGGCACUGAAUCUGGUGCAGAUUCCCAAUGCCAACGGGAGCAGGGCAAGGGAACAGACCCCCGCCCCUGCCACGCCCACGCCCGACAUCCAGCUGAUCAAGCGGGAGGUGGAGCAGGAUUCGCCGCCGGCAGAGAGUGUCCACAAUAAAAAUGGACACGACGAGGAGCUGGCUGCGGCAGGAUAUGAUCGCAAGUAUGACGAUAAUAACAACAACCGCGGAUUGGACAUGGAAACGGACUCGAACAACAACAACAGCAAGCCGGGAACGGACAACAAUGGGAUAGCACUGGCGCUGGGCAAGCACAAGUUGCUGAGUGCGAUCAAUAGGAGUCUGGAGCAGGAGCAGGACCAGGAUCAGCAGGACCAGGAGGCGGAUCAUGGCGGCAACAAUUGCAGCAGCGACGACAACAACAACAAUCACAGCCAACACCUGGACCUGAGCACCAUCAAGAACAUAGCCACGGCGGAGAUCCUGUGCGGAUUGAAGAGCAAGGUGCUCAAACUGGAGGAGGAGCAGCGCGAGCGGGAGCGGGAAAGGGAGCGGGAACGGGAAGCCUGCCGCAGCCACAGCGAGAUCAAGAAUGCCGAGUGAUCCCCCAAAUCCCUGGUGGGUGCAACCCACACUGCCCAGACAAUUAUGCAUUUGAUUUAACUUAACGUAGAGAGGGAGCGUAUCUAUGUUUGCUAAUUAUAGUUAUUUAUUAUACCACUUAAUAUCGUUAAUGUAAUUGUAAUGACCUGACCCCACAUGAACAUUGGUUAGUUUGGUAGGCCUAGCAUUCUCCCAGCACACCAUUUAGAAUCCCUAGCAUCUAAGACUCACCACGAAUCAUUAACGUAUCGUAUCGUAUCGCAUCGCAUCGCUGAUCAAAUUACAAAUUUAAUAUUAGCACUUUGGAAAUUGGCCCUGUUGCAAUACGAGUUAAGACAAUGUUAAAAAUAUUGAUAUCGUUUAAUUAUGUAUGUGUAGAGCAGUAUGUUAUAGAAUAAUACGCCCCAGCCGCACUUUCGAUUUUCAGCGAACGCUAACCGUUCUUACAUUAUUUAUACAUACGCAUAUCGUACUACGAAUGUAUCUCAACACGAAUCACGCCUGCAUAUAAACACCACCCUCCCCCCCCACAUACAUACAUUGCACCAUAUACCCACGAGUAUAGUAAUGACAUCGGCCCCGUUCAGACCAUGUAACACUGGAACGGGCCACCUACAAAGGAUCAAAAAGAAAGGAACAAUAUAUGUAUCUCGUUUUUAGUUUUAACUUGCCAGACCUUUUGAAUGAGCACUCAGACAAGUCGGUUGCAUGCGAUCGUAUUUAACUCGGCGCGCGUAACUUUCACCCUGAAGCGGUUCCGGAUCUUGUUAAUUGUUGUACAUGCCCGUGUGCCUGGAACCCAGCCCCGAAACACACGACAUCCAUCCACUGAGAAGGUAUCGAUCGAUUUGGGACCACGAUCGCUCAACUGCAGACCAACCAGAACCAACAAUGCACAGUGUAACUCGUACAAUAUUUAUUCAACUUCUUUACAUUUUAAAAAAAUUGUGUAAUGUUUUUGCUGUUGAACAUUUUUUUAUUGUAAAAGAAUUAACGAAUGAAUAAAGAACCCAACACAUUCAAA